AGUACAAUGUUAGUGUAGUAGGUGAAGUAGGAAAUCAAACUUUUCAAAGGCUCUUCUCUCUACGUAUAACAAACUAUAUGUAUACUAUAUAUAUCUUGAUGGUACCUAUUGUGCUUCUUUGGUGGUUUGAGAUUGUGAGCUUGAACCGAGGCACCUUCAUGAAGGGAACACUGAGAUACCUAGCAGGCACUGCCGGCCCCAGUGGCCACGGUUCUAAAUCAACAGCCGAACAGGUCGCCGAGAGUUGUUCUUACUCGAUCGACACUCGCCGUUUAACCGCUAUAAUCACUGGGGCGACGUGAGGCAUCGGAGCCGAGACGGCUCGAGUGAUGGCGAAGAGAGGAGUGAGAGUCGUGAUAGCGGCGAGGGAUCGGAAGAAGGCGGCCAAAUUGAAGGAGGGAAUUCAGAGGGAUAUUAAUCCGAAUGCUGAGAUUAUUGUGUUGGAGAUUGAUCUUAGUUCUUUGGCUUCUGUCAAGAAAUUCUGCACGCAGUUUCUAGCUCUGGGGCUUCCCCUUAACAUCCUCAUAAACAAUGCUGGGAUAUUCUCUCAGAAUCUGGAGAUUUCUGAGGAAAAAAUUGAGAUGACAUUUGCAACAAAUUACCUGGGGCAUUUUUUAUUGACAGAAUUGUUGAUAGAGAAGAUGAUAGAAACAGCAGAGCAGACAGGGAUCCAAGGAAGAAUCAUAAACCUUUCUUCUGUGAUUCACAGCUGGGUUAAAAGAGACUGUUUCACCUUCAACCAAAUGCUCAACCCUAACAAGUACUUUAAUUCCUUUCCCUAUAUAUAUAUAUAUAUAUAA
Molecule: messenger RNA, 800 nt
Organism: Hibiscus syriacus
Lineage: Eukaryota; Viridiplantae; Streptophyta; Magnoliopsida; Malvales; Malvaceae
Product: short-chain dehydrogenase TIC 32 B, chloroplastic-like
Exons: 4
Coding region: 330-800 (156 amino acids)
Source: RefSeq, a predicted model, not a curated record